Molecule: messenger RNA, 1755 nt
Organism: Aphidius gifuensis
Lineage: Eukaryota; Metazoa; Arthropoda; Insecta; Hymenoptera; Braconidae
Product: SCF E3 ubiquitin ligase complex F-box protein GRR1-like
Exons: 3
Coding region: 1-1755 (584 amino acids)
Biological process (GO): SCF-dependent proteasomal ubiquitin-dependent protein catabolic process
Cellular component (GO): SCF ubiquitin ligase complex
Source: RefSeq, a predicted model, not a curated record
AUGAUAAGUAAAAAAGAAAUCAGUCAUGCUGAGGAAAAUCAACAACUCUUUGACGAUGUCGACCAAAAAAAAGAUGCCAUCAACUUCCUGGAUAAUUAUUCAUUAGCAGAAAUAUUCAUGCUUCUGCCAAUACCAGAUAGAAUGGCCAUGGAAAAAAUUUGUCCGAAAUGGAAAGAAGCCUGUAAACUUGCUUGGUAUGAUAUCAAAAAAUACAAAUGUAGCCAUACAAUUGAUCGUGCUCAUAAUGACCAGUUGCUGACACAAUCAUACGUCGAAAAAUUAUUAUUAUUCUGUGGUAUUUAUAUAAAAGAAUUGUCUCUUUCGAAAAUUUGCAACUCAAGUAUGAUGCCAAUGAUUGGUGAGCACUGUGAAAAUUUGACAAGACUUGAAUUUGUUCAUAAUGGUAAAUUAAAAUUUAAUGCCAAUGGCUACAUUGAAGCGUUUACGAAAUUAAAAAAAUUAAAAUACAUUGAAAUACAAUUAAUUCAUAUGGAUUGGUGUCUUAGAAGAAAGUUUCCUUGGGAAGCAAUCAAUUAUCUUCCAGAAGAAAUGAAUGAAAUUCAUUUACUUAUUGGACAAAGCCUCUCCAAAGAAGCAGUGUUUUUUGAUUUAAAAAGAUUUAAGAAUCUUCAGAAAUUGACAUUAAUUGGGUGCAAUCUGAAUAAAAUUCUUCAAGCAAUAUCAGAAAAAACAACACUUAAUUAUCUCGACCUGGCAUACUUUCGCCUGACCAAAAAAUGCACAUUUAAUAUUGAACAUGUAUUCAAUCAACUUGUGAACUUGGAGCAUGUCAGCAUUACAAUUGACAAAUCUAAUCUGAAUGUCCCCAGUUCUAUUCUUAAUACAUGCAAAAAUAUACGACAUCUUUAUUUACCAACGUUGAACAUUGAACUGCGACCUGAAAUUUCAAUCGAAAACCGGGAAAACUGGGAAAACUUAAAGAACUUGGAGCAUCUUACUAUAAGUUGGAAAAUAACUGAUGAAAUUGCAAUUAAACUUGUCAAAUAUUGCAAGAAAUUAAAACACUUAGAUAUUUCAAAAAUGAAUACAGAUGUCAUAGAAUCUGCCUUGCAAAAAUUGACAAAAUUAGAAAAUCUUGAAUGUUUGAAAGUUGGUCCCAUACAUAACUUCAGUGGCGAAACAAUAGCUGCAAUAUCAAAUAAUUGUAAAAAACUUAAAAAUCUGAAAAUGAAUGGCAGGUAUUCUAUGAUUUGGGCUCUUGAACAACCUCGGCCCUCAUCGGUUCUUAAUUAUUUAUUAAAACUGCAAUAUCUUGAACAACUAAGUUUGCCAUGGACGACGAUAAAUGAACUUGACGAGAAGAGUAUAAUUGCUAUUGUUGAUACAUGUAAAAAUCUGAUGAAGCUGAAUUUAAAUUUUUGUAGGAAUAUUACUGAAACAACUCUCAUUGCUUUAACCAACUCUGAAUCAUUAAAAAAAUUAAAGGUUGCUUAUAUUGAUAAUGUAACAGACAAUUUUAUCUCCAAAUUGAAAGGAUUAAAAUAUUUGGAUUUUAGGGGCUGCAAAAAUAUUACAGAUGCUGGUGUUAUUCAAUUGAUAAAUAAUUGUCCCGAUCUUGAAUAUCUUAAUAUUUACAAUACUCAUGUUACAACUGAUACGAUUAUUGGUGCCUCUGAAGCAACUAAAAAUCGUAGUAAUAAUAUUAUUUUGUAUCUAUGCGUUGAAAAGAUACUCAAAAAAUCGUUCAAGUCACUAAAUAAAUCUAUAUGGUUGGCUCUUGAUCUUUAUUCUUGA